CUAGAGCUACGAGCAUACCAGAUAGCUUCCUCUUUACUGUUUCUCCUUCCUCCUCCGUAUCAAGAUGCCUGGAAUCGCCGAUCUCCCCGUAGAACUCUUUGUAGACGACAUCUUCGCCUACCUUCCUGUCCGCGACCUCCUGAACUUUGGGGCUAUCAACCGCUUCUUCAAUUCUCUUGUGAAUGACGAGGCGUUGUGGCACCAGAGAAUUGGACAAGACUUCAAUUUCUCGGGGGCCGACACUGCUCGCCACAGCGGGUGGAAGUUCCUUUACAAGCGCCUCAGCAAUCCGGCCGUGUACGUCUGGGGGGAGAAGAGUGCAGGUCGUCUUGGUAUUGAAGAUCCACCGCGAUCCGGCGUCCGCGACGGUGUUCCCUACCCAGUCCGUCUUAACAUUCCUGGUGCGAAGAUCGUCUCUCUCGUUGCGGGCGGAAUGUCCUUCCAUGCUAUAGACUCCCGUGGAGACAUUUAUGUGUGGGGUAUGCUGGACGGAACUAGUAUUGCGCUGCGCAGCGAUGGAUUCUCUGACCCCUGCAAGAAAGCCGAGCGCCCUGUGCGGCUGAAGUUGCCAAUGAAGUUCCGCAGUCUCAGCUGCGGACGUCUCCAUACCACCGCGAUCGAUGCCGCGUCUCAAAUUUGGACCUUCGUUUCAUGGGGCCGCCCGUUCCGUCUCAGCUCAGCCCUCGUCGACAAGUCUAGCCCCGAAACCACCCCAAUCCAAGUCGAGAGCGGAUGGUCCUUCUCUUCUCUUCUCACCCAGUCGGGCGACGUCCUCGUUUAUUGGCCCAAUGGCGGAAGAUUGAAGGAAAUCAUUGACCAGAAGGCAGAAGAGUUGGAUAAGUUGGACAACGAGGAGCUCAAGGCCGCCGCAAAGGCGCGACCCACAGAAGCGGAACCGAACGUCGUCCCAUGCUACUGGUGGGUGUUGCACGGAGCCGACCCAGUCAGACUUCCCCCAAUCCCAUCCGGGAGCCUUCCGGCACUGCCACAUACUGGUCUCACUCAAGAGACACUAGACGAAGAAACGAAGUUGGUGAAGAUCGCAGCGCUGGACAACAACAUUAUCGGGCUAACCAACAAGGGCCAUGUUUUGCGCUAUGGCGAACUAUAUGGGGAAGAUGAAUAUCAACAAGGUCGCUGGGAAUACCUACCACUGUUCAGUGACGUACAGCAGAUCAAGAACAAGUUUGCUUCGACAACCAGCGAUAACAGCAGUCCGAGCUACAGUCCUCCUGACAGCAUGCUAAUUACCCAUAUCUCAGCGUCCUUCGAGACAUUCUUCGCGUAUUCCGUUGGCAAAACGUCUGCCGUGCUUAUGGGUAAAGGCAUACCCCCUCAAUCCGCCCAUGUCCCUCACCCAGACCCCUUCACCAACGACUUUGCCCCCACCAUCAUCCCCGAGCUGCAGAAUCGGUCCGUCAUCUCUGUCGUCCUCGGCGACUACCAUUACGGCGCGCUCACCGCGACCGGCAAGCUCCUCACCUGGGGCCAGUUCUCCAAGGGCGCGCUCGGUCUUGGGGACCCCCUCGAAAUCGAGGUGGGCCAGCCGGGAGGCUUCCCGUCCGAGCAGGCGCGCAACCAGGCGGUGCGCCCCAGGUACGGUCUGAUACGCACCCCUCCAGAUGUGCAGGUGCCGACAGAGGUGCGGUUCGACCAUGGGGAGAAGAGGGGGCGGGUCAAGUACUGCUUCGCCGCCGCGGCGCUAGGCUGGCACACCGGGGCGUUGGUAAUCGAUCUUGAUCCUGACCAAGAAGAGGAAGAGGAAGAAGAGGAGCGUGUCACUAACGCCUUCCCUGCAAACCAAGAUGGAGGUGGAGCGGAGCAGGAGGAGCCACCAGCACCUGGUGACACGAUGGCUCACAUCAUGCCAAUCGGUUUUGGGCGAGGAAGGGGUAUGCAUCCGUUCAGGGUUGGCUUUGCCGGGAGGGGUAUGCUUGGGCCAGCAUCUCGAUUCUUGGAGGCAGUACCCGACUACCCCGAAGACUUGAUCUCACCAAGCCCGUUGUCGCUCUCAAGAUUGUACAACGAGCUGAAUCCGGAGAAUUGA
Messenger RNA from Dichomitus squalens LYAD-421 SS1, 2047 nucleotides. Its product is annotated as RCC1/BLIP-II. The transcript has 9 exons. Gene Ontology annotation, molecular function: protein binding; guanyl-nucleotide exchange factor activity. Lineage: Eukaryota; Fungi; Basidiomycota; Agaricomycetes; Polyporales; Polyporaceae. The record is from RefSeq and is a predicted model, not a curated record. Gene Ontology annotation, cellular component: cytoplasm. The coding region runs from base 65 to 2047 and encodes 660 amino acids.